GAAAAAUCAGCCCAACCCAUGAAUAGACUCAGUUGCUUGUACGACAAGGCAGAACCAACCAAAGGGGCUCAACGGGCUUCAAAAUUUAGCCUCCAAACGGAGACAGUGUUUGAAUGGUGUUACAUUCGUUGGGAAUGUUUGCUCACAGUCCUUGGCGCUUGUCGGGGCUAGCCGGAGCAACCCCGAAAUUGAGGCUUGGUCGAGAGAGAUCGAAAAGAAGCCAAAUAAAUAAACAAUCAAUAUAAAACUGGACGUUGUUGCCCACCUCUUGGCGACCGAAUGACCACGAGUCUUCAGCGGAUCGAGACUGCGAAAUAUUUCUGCAGGAACUCGAUAAAUUUUUGAAUUCUAUUAGUCCCUUCUUCUCUUCCCAUUCGAUUACCACUCUGCUCGCUGCCAUGCCAGCCGUCUCUAUUCGGAAUGCCUUGUGGCCGCUUGCAGCCUUGCUGGUGGCAUCAACCAGGACAGCGUCCCUUGAGAAAAGGCAGGAGAGCCUCGCCAACUUCACCUGGACCUCGAUUGAUCCGUCUCGAGACCUGCAGUAUCAUGACUGCUACAAUGGGUACAGGUGCGCGCGUCUGGAAGUUCCUCUGGACUGGACCAAUACCAACAACACGAUCUCGUCAGGGGUUGCCAUCGGUAUCGCUACUCUUCCAGCCGUGGUUCCCGAUACCGACCCUUCCUUUGGGGGCACGGUGCUGGUCAACCCGGGAGGUCCGGGCGGAUCAGGCGUCGAGAUGGUUUUGCUCUUUGGAAAAUACCUGCAGGGCAUUCUUGACGGCGAUAAACACUAUGAGAUUCUCGGCUUUGACCCUCGGGGCGUGGGGAGUAGUACGCCCAGCUCGAGUUGCUACGCCAACAUUCUCAACCGCGUCAUGGAUGUAGUCCAGCAGGGCGGCAUGCCACCCGUCGGGUUGGGGGACGUCGGCUUGAACCUCAACUAUCAGGCUGCUGCCGGGUUUGGGCAAUUGUGCGGCCAACAAGCUGGGCAGGAGAGCAUCUUCGCCCACAUGUCCACCGCAUCCGUCGCUCGGGACAUGUUGGAGAUUGUAGAGCGGGUUGAUGCUGCCUCGAAUAGGGCCAGGAUAAACUCAUCAGUACCUAGGGGCGCAAACAAGAAGCCCCUUCUCCAGUAUCUUGGAGUGUCGUACGGAACCAUUCUUGGGAACACCUUCGCCUCCAUGUAUCCCGAAAGAGUGGGGAGGAUGGUUCUCGACAGCGUUGCUGACGCCGACGACUACAUCAGUGGAACAUGGAGAAAGAAUCUCGAUGACACGGAAUCGGUUAUCGACUAUUUCUACCAAGUCUGUUUCGAUGCCGGAGAUGCCUGCCCAUUGCGGCAAGGCCAAGACCAGAGCGCUGCUGACGUCCGGAGACGCGUUGAUGCCUUCAUCCAGACCCUUGAAACCAACCCCAUAUCAGUUGCGCAAGACGGGCGAGUCCGUCUGCUUACGUCGUACGCGGUCCGCAGUACAAUUCGUCAGACGGUCUACAGCCCCGUCUGUGGGUAUGAGCCUUUAGCCAUCGCACUAGCCAAUUCCGUCUUGAAGGGAAACCACACUCUUAUACUCUCCGGUGGCGGCAGCCUCUGCACGAGAAUCAUGCCCAAUCACGUCCCCGUCGACUGCUCAUGGUGCGCCGAGGCGUCGUUUGGUAUCCUGUGCGGAGACUCGGCUUCUCUUGCCGCCAAGGAUGGGCGCAACGUGUCCUGGGCUAGAAAAGAAGUCGAUUUCCACCAGAAACAGUCUUCAACCGCGGGGGAGCCGUGGUCGCGAAUCCCGCUCUCGUGUGUCAACUGGCAAUUCAAGCCCAAAUACACAUUUUCGGGACCGUUCGGGAGUUCGGUGCCGGUGCUGUUGCUGUCAAACCGCCACGACCCAGCCACGCCGCUGGCAAAUGCCUUCACUCUAUCGCGACGCCACAACGGCUCGGCUGUUGUGGUGCAGGAGUCUUAUGGCCAUAGUGCGCUGCUAGUAUCGACGAGCAACUGUACGGCUGACAUCGUGCGCAAGUACUUCAGUACCGGACAGCUCCCCGCAAAUGGGACCUCUUGUGCCGCCGAUUGUGCGGUGUCGAUCCCUUUUACCGCUUGCCCGGGCCUCAUAGAAUAGGAGGAGAAAGCCGUAUAUAUUUAGAUAGUGCUUUUUUUUCUUCUUUUUUUUCUUCAUUACACUAUUACAAACCACUGGACUGUUAGGGUCGUCUGUCUGUAAGGGAGCACGGGCUCCACAGGAUGCUGGGGUUGGUAAUU
This is a messenger RNA of Lasiosphaeria miniovina, 2251 nucleotides long. RefSeq names its product TAP-like protein-domain-containing protein. The coding region runs from base 399 to 2111 and encodes 570 amino acids. Lineage: Eukaryota; Fungi; Ascomycota; Sordariomycetes; Sordariales; Lasiosphaeriaceae. The record is from RefSeq and is a predicted model, not a curated record. The transcript is spliced from 2 exons.